Molecule: messenger RNA, 4999 nt
Organism: Mycetomoellerius zeteki
Lineage: Eukaryota; Metazoa; Arthropoda; Insecta; Hymenoptera; Formicidae
Gene: Mekk1
Product: mitogen-activated protein kinase kinase kinase 4
Exons: 19
Coding region: 23-4135 (1370 amino acids)
Biological process (GO): protein phosphorylation; MAPK cascade
Molecular function (GO): ATP binding; protein kinase activity
Source: RefSeq, a predicted model, not a curated record
AGGUAGUGACUUUUAGUGACGAAUGACGAAAAUGCGUCGAGACCUUAGGUCGUGUCGUGCCGUAAAGGUUCCUGGCAGCGAGUUCAUCGACGACGAGGACGUCGACCACGUCAGUAAGAAUGAUUCAAUUAGUCCGCCAAACGAGUUCGAAGAUUCGCUACAAGCGAUGUCGGAUAUGUACGGACAAACGCCGCCCAGGACUCGUCUCAGUCGUAAGAAAAGGCACAUGAAGCAUAAGCUUGCGUCAGGCAGCGAUCUUAAGUCAAUAGAAAAGGAAGCUAGACCAAGGACAGCUAUCCACAGACGCAACACUCUGGACACUAUCAUUUUUAAUGAAAUGUGCGAUAAAGCGGACAAAGAUUAUGAAGAUGAGACGAAGGAGGAUGUGAAAGAGGGCAGGAAAAGCAAGAGAAGUUUGAAACUAUUGCGGGGCAACGAAAGGGACCUGAAGCUCGACGUGGAGGCUGCCCACAACUAUGCCGAGAGAUAUACCGGCGAGAUAGCGGUGUCGACGCCAAAUCAAAUCAAGAUCGAGACUAGAAAUAGAUUCCGCUGCCUGCGAUCUAAACCCGUUGACGUCGAGGAAAAGAAGGUGGAGCGUGAAGACAGUGAGCAAAGCGUGUUGAUAAAUGAAGAAUGUUUACGCGCACAAUCGCCGAGAACGCAGAGCUUGAGAGAGAGAGAAAUCUUUCACGAUACAUUCUCCUUUUUGAUUAAAUUAGGAAGCACAGAACGGAAUUGUCGUCGCCAAAUGAGUCACGAGGAGACUCGAUGGCAGAAUGAAUUAAAAGACUUGAUAUGGCUGGAAUUGCAAGCGCAUCACGCAGACCGUAGUCUAAUAGCGCAGGAUGAAUAUCUUUGCCGCCAACGAGAGGCGGUGGAGGGUUUACUUUCAGAAAUAAUGGAGUACAGAUACGAUCCCAUCAUAGAAAGAGAAGACGCGCAAGAGGGAAGCUCGAGUUGCGUCAGCCCCGGUGAUAUUGCGAGCGAUCGAUCCACGAAUUCCGGUUUGAGCUCAAAUAUCGAGCUGGGCGUAUGCCCAGGUUGUCUCUCCAUGUACUGCCGUGCGUGCGCCCAUGCACAGGGAGAAGCAUUGCAACAAGUGGAAGCUCUGUUGGCUCGUUUGGAAGUCGCAGAAGCUCUGUAUCCAUCCUCCCAUGUGUUCGCCGUUAAUUAUCCGUUAUACAAAAGCCCGGAGUUCACCGACAGGGUGAAGGCUAUGUGCCUCUGGUACAACAUGACGAAACACCAUCGAUUCAAAUUGCAGAUACUAGGCAGAUUACUCAUGAUGCUACACAGCAAGAAGAAACAGGACGAUUUUAAUGAUUCCGGCAUCAGUUCGCGAUCUUCAGAUACCGUCGAUUCUGCAGAGCGACAAUCCAUGGUGCGAUUUGAAUUACCUCAACAGGAUGAAACUUCCAGUCCCUCCGACAGCAAUAACAGCAAUAAUUCUUCGAUCGGAGGUCUAUCAUUUAUAUCGCAAUCACUGCCACCUACUCCAGAAACCUCGUUCUCAUAUUUUGAAGAUGAAAGAGUCGAUCGUCUCGAUUUCUACUUGGUCGAAUUUGAUCGACACGCCUACAGAAAAUACAUUGAAGACGUACUUAAAACGAGAGGUCUCCGGAAGAGUUUGAAUUUCUUGGAUCGGCUACAUACAUCUAUAUUGAGAAAAGCAAGAUUAACUUUGGAGAAAAAUGAUGACGAGGGAUGUGAUAGUAGUGCGAAUGAAGAAUACGAAGGUGACAAAGAAUUACGGCGAUAUGGUAUUUGGAGCUCUGAAGCGAAGGAAUUGAAUCUACCAUCAUACAGGGCAGCUUUUGUGUUUCUUUCACGUGUGCCUCUGGAUGUCGUCCAUGAAUUUUUAAGGAUGAGACUGGAACAGAAGCCGGAGCAGCCAAGUCCAUUGUCAGUCCGACAGCUCAUGCGGGAGCUUCGUGAAGGUCUCAGGAUUGCUUGCAUCCAUCGCGAUCGGUUUGCCGCACAUUCUAGUGCUGCUAUCGUCAGUGACCAAACCGGCUGUGAGAAUCUGUUUGAGGAGGACGUCAAGGACUUCGACGAAAGCUUGAGAGCCGUGUUCGAAGUGUACCUGGAUUAUCUUCAGCAGUGGGUAGACAUGGUGCAACACGACAGCUUCCACAAAAAUCUAAUUAUGGACGAGUGGUUGUUUGUCAAGUCGAUCGCUGGAAAUAUAAGCGACGGAUACAAGAUUGCUGGUGUGAAAUUCUAUAAGAUUGCGCGUACGAUGAUCAAGCAAGUGAAUGAAUUUUUCGUCGAACGGACUCGCGAGAUACGGGAAAUUGCAAAUUUCGAAGAGGAAGACGACGAGUUAUCAAGCAAAUUGCAUCAGAUGAACGUGGGUCGCGAAUGGCAAGGAAUGUUCGUAGAGAGUCGGGAAAAGAUUGUAAAAAGCAUCAAUCUCGCCAAAUGCUUGAAACGCGAUAUUGAGAAAUGGCCUGUCUGCGAUCAGGAGUUGGAGAAAUCAUUAAAACUGUUGAAGGAUAUAAUCCUGGAUUUGAGACAUCGCAUAACGAUGGUGAUCGAGGACUUUCAAAACGAAGCCAACAAAGUGGAACGAUUAAAUACCGAGAAUGAUCAGUUGCCGUUACGAUCGAGAAUCCGCGAGAUCCUCCAUCAAGCUUACAAGAUGGGUUUUGAUUUUCACAAGGAAAUGUGCAAGCUAUUCUCACUAGAAGAGAAAGCUAUUCUGGCGCGGGGUUUAGUAUCGUUUGCACUACUAUGGAUGGAGUUCGUGAGAACAAGAUGCGAACGUGGCCGCGGUUUGAGGCCUAGAUGGGCAAAUCAAGGUCUGGAAUUCUUAAUAACAGUAUGCGAGCCGCAAAAUACGAAGCAUCUUACCGAUCAGGAGUUUGAGGAAUUAAAGAUGUGCAUGGAUCGCUGCAUAUCUCAUGUCGUGGGAACCGUGUCAGUUACGGGAUCGACACCGGAGACAGAAAGCUUAAGAAGACUGUCGCGAUCAAGAGCUUCAUCACCUUGCCAUGGUCGUACUAGAACCGCAAGCAUCAGUGUCUCUCAGAAACCACGGGACGCUUUGAAGUCACCUGAGCUAUCAGUUAAUGUGAAGAAAAAUAAUUCGCCGAACAUAGUUGAUGGAAAUCUCGCAGUGAUAAUAAACAUGCCCGAGCGAGGUACACAAAGGCACGAGAUGAUCAUUCGUGCUAUCAGGAAAGUCGAGGGUGAACUUGACGAAAGAUUACGAAGCCGGGAGCUCAUUGGACAAGUCGUCGACAGGAAAACAGUGGACAAAGUUCACAUCAAGGCCAGGCGAGUUACAUUUACAUGGCAACGAGGUAUUAAAAUAGGCCAAGGAAGGUUUGGCAAAGUGUAUACCGUGGUGAACAAUCAAACUGGUGAAUUGUUGGCCAUGAAAGAGGUACAACUGCAACCUGGUGAUCAUAGAGCGAUCAGGCGUGUCGCCGAGGAAUUACAGAUAUUCGAGGGAAUUCAGCACCAGCAUUUAGUGCGAUAUUACGGGCUAGAAAUUCAUCGUGAGGAAAUGCUGAUCUUCAUGGAAUUUUGUGCAGAGGGAACUCUCGAGAGCUUGGUAGCGGGUAGCGGUAAUGGACUGCCAGAAUCUUUGGUCAGAAAGUACACUCAUCAGCUUCUUUCGGCUGUGGCAGCGCUGCACUCUCACGGAAUAGUUCAUCGAGAUAUUAAAACUGCAAAUAUUUUUCUAACAGAUGAAGGUAAUAGUUUGAAACUCGGCGACUUUGGCAGUGCGGUGCAAAUUAAAGCACAUACAACUAUGCCUGGCGAACUCCAAGGCUUUGUCGGUACUCAAGCUUAUAUGGCACCAGAGGUAUUCAUGAAGUCUGAAAGUAGUGGACACGGUAGAGCUGUUGAUAUUUGGUCAGUGGGUUGCUGUAUCAUCGAGAUGGCGAGUGGACGACGACCUUGGUCGGAUUACGAUUCAAAUUAUCAAAUUAUGUUUAAGGUUGGAAUGGGAGAAACACCAGCACUUCCGAAGAAUCUUUCCGCAGAAGGCAUAGAUCUCAUUAAGAAAUGUCUUCAACACGAUCCGAAGAAAAGGUCAACGGCGAGUAAUCUCUUUGCGCAUCCUUUUGCGCAUGGAGAAUAUGAAGAUGUUAAUGAUGCUGAUUUAACGAUGCCUGUGUAAUACUAAGAGCUCGGAAAGAUUGCACGAUCUCUGCUAGGCAAAGCUGGUAUUUGCGUUCGCACCUAAUCGAUAGAAUUGUUCCACUCAUUUGCUGUAUCGUAUUAUUUGAACAUGGUCUCGUUCUUCUGAGCAAUUCAGUGUGUUUUAUCCAGCUUCGACACUUUUUAAACGUAAAUAUUCUGUUAAUAUUAUGUUAAACGUAAUAGUCUAAUAUUUGCAGUAGGCUGUACAAAGAAACAAGGCAGUCUGAAAAUAUUUUAUUCACUGACAAAACCAAUAUAAUAUAUUGUACUAUUGUGAUCAUGUUGUACUUAAGGGGAUCCUAAAGGGGGUCCUGUUUUUCCAUGAUUACGUUUUAGGAGAAAUCUCCGAAUUAGCUUCACGGAUUGUAAAAUUUUGUUUACAGAAUUAAAGAACGCAUAAAAAGAAAUCCCAGCAAACACGAUUUCACGAGAAAAUCGAAAACAAAAUUAAAAAAUUUACUUUUUCUGGCACGUAAAACUCACCUGAGGUUAACAUUUGCGUGAUAUAAAAGUUUUACAGCUUGUAGAUUGAAAAUAAGCGUGAAGCGGGAUUUAGCUUACUUGAACAAAUAAUACUGAGUUUGUGGAAUUAAUAGCGUUUUUUACUGGGUCGCACUGAGUGCGCACCAAAAACUCGUUCAGUGGCAGCAGCACUGUACGAGGUUGCCAAAAGUGCGAGUUUCUUAUACUCUCAGCUAAACGUGUAUCGAUCUCAGUGCGUUUUAUAGUGCAUAUUUGCCACUACAUUUGAUAAUAUAAAAUAUUACGUAAUUCACAUUUUCAUAAUAUGGAAGGAGAAGGAUGCAUACGUGUCUACUAUUUUGUAAGCUGUUGUUCUGGA